Sphenostylis stenocarpa is the source of this 477-nucleotide messenger RNA. The record is from the annotation of a GenBank genome assembly. NCBI's taxonomy places the organism in Eukaryota, Viridiplantae, Streptophyta, Magnoliopsida, Fabales, Fabaceae.
AUGAGGGCAUGCGACGCACUCUCCGUCCUUCAUUACCCUCUGCUGUGGGGGACAGGCUGCGUUCAAGUCCUUGACGCAACUUGUCCAGUAGCAGUUCCUGUUCUGUGGUUCAAUAAUCGCCGGAACAUUGAAGCCAUAGGCGAGGUUGACCUCGUAGACGUCGAGUCCGCUGGUUUUGUUCAGAGAGAAUUGCACGAGAGUAACGGGCGGAGCGGGGUUGUAGCCAGCACAUUCGAUGGAGGAGCCGCAGUCACCGGUGAUGCACGAAAAGUUGUUGGUUUUGGGGUGGGAACAGUGGGUCCGAGCCCAUAUUCGACCGGACCAAUUAGGGGGCACACGGAGCGUUUGGGACUGCCCUGGUUGAAGGGUGAAGCCGAUCGUGGGGAAGAACUCAGAAGUUGCAAUGUCAGAAAAAAUGGCUGGCCAGACUCUAUAGCCACAUUCAUUGACAAUCGUAAAUGUGGUGGUCGAAUUUGA